Messenger RNA from Apis cerana (Asiatic honeybee), 1505 nucleotides. RefSeq lists its product as uncharacterized. NCBI's taxonomy places the organism in Eukaryota, Metazoa, Arthropoda, Insecta, Hymenoptera, Apidae. The record is from RefSeq and is a predicted model, not a curated record.
GCGUUUGUAGGAUUUAAGGAAAGAAACGUAAUAGCAAGACAAAGAUAUAGAUUGAUUUAUAUUUAUAACAUUAUAAUAUUUAAUACAUUUUUCUGUUCUAUGUAUCGCUUAUAUCAGAAUUUUCUUAUCGUUUUGACAUCAUUCUUAAGAGUAUCAGAAAUUUCAAAUUCGGAAUAAAAUUGCAUUUAUAGUAAUGAGUGAGUCGAAGUGAGACUUUUCGAUGUAAAUAUAUCAGAAAUAGAAUAAAGUAUAAAAUUUUCCAAACAAAGUGAUGAAAUACUUACUAAAAUCCUACUUGCUUCUUGAACCGAUAUUUUGAACUUAUGUGCUUCGUUAGUCUCGUACAAUUACAUAUAGCCAGAAGAAUGAAAGAAUAAUGAGUCCGGAACCUCGUUGAUUGUGAAAAUUUUCCUUGUCUCCGGGACAAUGAGUAUAUUUAUUCGAUGUAAACGUGGACAAAGUAUACACGAAGACGAUGUCGUUAAUGAGCGUCAAGAAAUUUACGAGGCAUAACAGAAAGUUUAAAGGAACCGAGCGUUAUAAUUCUCGACGAAACAGUCUGACUUUAACGAGUCGUUGAAAGAGUUCGGGUAUAUAUUGCGAAAGACAAAAAUUUUUCAUUCAACGAUUUUCUAAAGAUGACAUUCAAAUCGUUGAUGAAUCUCGGAGGCUUGAGUGAUCCUUAUCAUUCCGGUAUUGAUAGAUACCAUAGCGGUUCUGGAGGAUAUCAUCACGGCGAAUAUGGAGGAUACUAUCAUGGUUCACGAGGAAGUAACAAAAAUAAAAAUGACAAAGGAGCUGCACUUAGCGCCUUGACUUUACUUGCUUUCCUGUUCCUAUUAAACGUCAUGCAGCAAUCGAUGCAAGAAAAUAAUAAUACAACUCCGACAACAACAUCCACGAUAUUUUUACGCGAUAUAGAUCAACCGAUAGUGAUAGAUUCGAAAGAAGAGGAGAAGAGAGAUGAAACGAAGAGGGAUGGUGUAAUAACUGUAAAAUCCAAAAUUCAAAGGCUUAACAGUCAAUAUAUUAAAUGAAAUCAGAUUAGUACACAAUGAUUUGGUACAGAGUAGUUAAAAGUACUUAGAUGAAUAAAUGAAGAAUAUUUUUUGGAUCGAGAUCGAAAAUCGAAAACUUCUCUCGUACAUGUUUAACGAUUCAUCCAUGAAUUAUCAGCAUGAAAUUGAUAUUAAGAUAAUAUUUAUUGAAUCAUUCUGUAACAAUUCCUUAAACAGAUGUGCUUCGAAAUAUCAUAUAUAUGCAGCAUACGCUAUUCUUUUAAUACAUUCCAUUCUUUUUUUUCUUUUUUUGCUGAUCUUUGUUCUUCAUUUUUUUUCUAUACAUAUAUAUAUAUUUAUUUAUUUACUUAUUUACUUAUUUAUACUUUGUAAUGUACUUAUAUAUAUAUAUAUGUAUGUAUAUACGUAUAUAUACAUACACAUACAUAUAUAUAUAAUAACCGUAUAAUUUUUUUAAGAAUAAACAUACAUAUAUACAGCGAAAAA